Erythranthe guttata (spotted monkey flower) is the source of this 2560-nucleotide messenger RNA. It is a transcript of the gene OTLD1, whose product is annotated as OTU-like cysteine protease family protein. Gene Ontology annotation, molecular function: K63-linked deubiquitinase activity; cysteine-type deubiquitinase activity. Lineage: Eukaryota; Viridiplantae; Streptophyta; Magnoliopsida; Lamiales; Phrymaceae. The record is from RefSeq and is a predicted model, not a curated record. Gene Ontology annotation, biological process: protein deubiquitination.
UAUAGCUCCAUCUUUGAUUCACAGACCAUGUCUAGUGCUUUUAAUUAUUCACGAUUCGCUUCGCACUUGGUGUCUCGGUUUUUCGAUUUUUCGAUUUUCUAAUCUUUUUCUUCUCAUUUGUAUCUAUAUCUAGUUCUCUACACAUUGCUCGUGUAAACGCACACGUGCGAAUUGUCCGAGUAAUAAAAAAUGAAAUAAAUUGAAAACCCUCUUUUAUUUUCUUUUUUCUUUAAAAAAAACUCAGCCUCCCAUUUUUCUCCCAAAGAAUUUCCUCUUUCUACCCGUAUAUAUAAUACAUACAUAUAUACAUACAUACACAAAGAAUUACACGCAGCACGCACUCACACCCACACUCUCACACACACUUUCUUUGUCCUGAAGUCAUCAUCUUCUUCUUGGCGUAUUCUUGAAAACCCUUGCUUCACAAUCGCUCCGCUCAGGGCUUUAUCACGGGUAAAUUCGAGUACUUUUUCUCAAAGAGGGUUUUGUAGUUUAAGAAUAAACGAUUUGGAGGUCAAGCUCUGAUGAGAAUUGAUAGGGGAAUGCAGAAAUUGAAUUGCGAGGAACAGAGCUUAGUCGGCUGGAAGAACAAAUCAGUCACCAGUGGAAUUGGUGUGAUUGCUCCAAAGGCAAGGACACGCGGCAAAUUGAAGCCUGCUUCCUUAUACAUCUAAUACUGGGUGAAGAUAAGGUUAACAAUCCACUUCUUGGCAUCUGAAAAAAAAGGGUAAAUUAUGACUCGAAUUCUAGUGCAGCGAGGUUCUUCAUCAUCAUCUAACCAAAAUAAAUCAUCAACAUCGACAUCGGUUCCCAAUCCCAGUUCUUCACCUCAGCAGCAGGCUACCGGCACCUCACAAAUUGUUCAAAUAGUAAAAGAUGAGAAUUUGGCAGAGGAAUCCCCAGAGCAAAUUAUUGUGGAUGAGUUACCUGAGCAUUAUGGUGCUGCAGAGAACAAGAGUGAAGAAGUUCCUACAGCAAGUUUGAACAUUGAUCACAACGAAGGUGAAAAAAAUGUGGAGGAUGAAAAGGUGAAUAAUGAUAAUGUUGUAGAAUCUGGGAAUUUGGGGAAAGGGUUUUGUGGAUUGUCAGUUGUUGAGGAGGAGGAGGAGGAGAACAAUGCAGUUGAAAGUUCAAGUUCUUUCCAGGUGGCUGCUGCUGGCAGUUCGUAUCCCCCUCCGCCUCCUGUUCCACCUACUAAGCCUUUUUCGGUGAACUCAAGUUCAAGAAGAUUUGUAUCUGGCGACUCUAAUACGGCGCGAAUAGGGCCGUCUUGGAGAGGUGUAUCAAGCAGGUCAUCGCCAACUGGAUCUCGUCCAUCUUCGCCCCGGUCGCAUGAAGGUGAAGGAUAUAACAGCAGUGACGAGCAGAGCCCAUGCUUUAGUUCAUCUUACGAUGAUGCGGAAAGGGAACACCAGUUUGAGAUUGAUUUGGCGGGUUAAGGCUUGGAAGUGAGAAAAAUGCUAGAGGAUGGGAACUGUCUUUUCCGUGCUGUUGCAGAUCAAGUCUAUGGUGACUCUGAACUGUAUGAUCUGGUUAGGCAAAUGUGCAUUGACUAUAUGGAGCGAGAAAGAGAUCACUUCUCGCAAUUCAUAACAGAAGGUUUUACUUCCUAUUGUAAGAGGAAGAGAAGAGAUAAGGUUUAUGGAAAUAAUAUGGAGAUCCAGGCUUUAUCGGAAAUGUACAAUCGGCCUAUCCACAUAUAUUCUUACAGUACAGAACCUAUCAAUAUAUUCCACGGAAGCUACAAUACGGACACCCCCCCUAUAAGGUUAAGCUACCAUCACGGAAAUCACUAUAACUCCCUUGUCGAUCCACGUCGAUUGACAGUUGGCGCUGGACUCGGAUUCAGCUCUCUUCAAGGGACAAAUAUAGAUAAAGAUCAGGUCAAAGCAGCUAUAAAAGCUCAACAAGAUCAACAGAUUGAUAACGCACUUCUUGCGGAGGGGCGUUUGUAUUCUGAUCUUGAGCUGACUGAGAAGGAAAUCGAACGGAUGGUGAUGGAAGCAUCCAGGGCUGAGUAUCUUUCGGAAGACAAGUUCAAGCAGCAAAUGGGUCGUAGGGAAUCUUCUACUUCUCGAGCCGAACCAUCCUCUUCUUCAGCUAGAUCAUCAGGAAUGGAUUCGGUGAUGGAAGGAGGGAGUAAGUUAGCCUCGUCGGGUUCAGCUCUUAACGGAAGCAUGCAGAUAAUGCUGUCAAUGGGGUUCAGUUAUUUGCAGGUGAUUGAGGCGUACAGCAUUUUCGGCGACGAUGUUGAUUCCAUGGUCUGUUAUUUAAUAGAAACGAGCACUAACGGCAGGCGUAAAGGCAAGGCUACCGAAUGAUACGAAAAAAAUCUCGAGACUCGGUUUCGAUUUCAUUUGCUUCCAACAAACAACUUUGUAGAAUUAAGAUUAUACUAAAUAAGAUGAGGGCAUCUAAUUAUCCUUUUAUUUAUUAUUUAAUUGAAGUAUUUAUGUAUGGAGAUCUUAAUGCUUGUAAUAAGCCCUGUCAGUUUUGUGGCUUUUGUUGCAUUUUGGAAUCUACUAUUUUACAGGUUUUAUGGAGAGAGAAUAUUCCAUCA